AUGCCCCAUGUGGAGAAUCCCAUCUGCCAGCACCUUCCGCAGCGGCCCUCGGGGCAGUGCUGGUGCUGUCCAGGCAGGCUGGUGGCACCGGAGCCGUGCCCUGGAGAAGGUGGCACCAUCUGGCACUGCCCCAGGGAUGUGGGGGCAGUUUGGCUGUGCAGGUGCUGCAAUGCCGCUGGCAAUGCGAGCGCCAAGCCCUCCUGGAGAGCUGCUGAAGGGCUGCUUCAGCCUCAUCCCCUGCAGGCUCUGCUAAUAAAGGAGUUGAUUUGGACCGUGCUGCUCUGUGCCUCCUUUGUGUUCAGGGCAGCCCCAGCUGGGGGUGACUGGAGCUCUGUGUGGGGCAGACAGGCAGGGGACAGCGGGGUGGCCCUGGGGGAGGGCGUGUGGCAGCAGAGGCUCUGCUCCUUUCAGAGUCUCUGCUCCAGGAGCAGCUUCACUGUCUGCAGGGACAGCAGAGAGGGCAGGAAGCCCCAAACCACAACAACAUCCAGGGAAACCAGUGGGAGUGGCAGGUGCCAAGGGAGGCAGCGCUGGGAACCAAGCCUGGCCUGUCACUCGCACGGAGGGCUCGGAAGGUUGAUCCAGCGAGGUUUUGUGCUCUGGAGCUGCUCAGCUGGGAACCUGCGGGACAAAAGGGGAACGGGCCCAAACUCUGCCAAGCCCAGCCCUGGCCAAGCAGACCCGGAGCCAGUGACAGGAGCCAGAGCUGGGCUGGGUGAGCGUGUGCUGCAAGGGCUGAGUGCCAGGGCCUGGGGACAGCUGGGCUGGGAGGGGAUUUGGGCCGGUUCCUGGAGGCGGACUGGGAGUGGAGGUGCCCCUGGCCAUGGUGUCACCUCCUGCGCUGAGUGGGGAAUGUCCCAGUGCAGCUGCUGGAGUGAGUGGGGGGGAUCCAGUGCCACAACUGGGCUGACUGGGAGGGACCCAGUGCAGCAAGUGGGGGUGGCCUCAGGCCUGGGCUGGGUUCAGGGUCCCUCACCUGCUACUCUCACCUGUGCCAGCUCCCUCUCCAGUACAGCCAGAUGGCUCUCUGCACCUUGCCCAGUCUCUGCCAGGACUCCUUGGCCAAAGUCUCCCUCAGUGGGAUCAUCUGGCAUCUCCUAAAUUGCAGGCCCUGCUGUGGGGAGGAGCACAAACAGCUUAAAGGUCUUUCCCAACCUCAAGCAUUCAUGGAUUCUGUGCCUU
This is a messenger RNA of Corvus hawaiiensis (hawaiian crow), 1182 nucleotides long. RefSeq lists its product as uncharacterized. Bases 1 to 1101 code for a protein of 366 amino acids. The transcript has 2 exons. The record is from RefSeq and is a predicted model, not a curated record. Lineage: Eukaryota; Metazoa; Chordata; Aves; Passeriformes; Corvidae.